Messenger RNA from Oikopleura dioica, 555 nucleotides. The record is from the annotation of a GenBank genome assembly. NCBI's taxonomy places the organism in Eukaryota, Metazoa, Chordata, Appendicularia, Copelata, Oikopleuridae.
AUGGGAGCAAACAACGGAAAACUCAGCCAGAAAAAAGUCAAAAAGCUGUCAAAGAAAACCGGCUUCACAACCGACGAAAUCGCUACUUGGUACACUGGCUUCAUCUCCGACUGUCCCUCCGGAGAGCUCACAAAAAAGGAAUUUUCAAAAGUCUACGCUGGCUUUUUUCCUCAUGGAGAUUCUCGCGCUUUUUCUGAGUUCAUUUUCAGCGCUUUUGACAGAAAUGGCGACGGGUCAAUUGAGUUCUCGGAGUUUUUAGAGGCUCUAGCGAUUACAUCAAAAGGAAACUUCGAGCAGAAACUUGAGUGGGCCUUCAAUCUUUACGACCUGGACGGCAACGGACAAAUCUCCAAAAACGAAAUGCUCCAAAUCAUCUCGGCCGUUUUCGCCAUGGUCGGGACGCAAGCGAAAGUGAACAUGACUGCGGAGGAGAAGGUGGACCAGAUGUUCAAGGGGAUGGAUGCUGAUGGAAACGAGGAGAUUUCGAAGGAAGAGUUCUUUGCGGGGGCACGAUUGGACAAGACCAUUGUCGAAGCUCUCGGUGGAAUCAUCUAA